This is a messenger RNA of Lotus japonicus, 666 nucleotides long. RefSeq lists its product as uncharacterized. NCBI's taxonomy places the organism in Eukaryota, Viridiplantae, Streptophyta, Magnoliopsida, Fabales, Fabaceae. Bases 1 to 666 code for a protein of 221 amino acids. The transcript has 3 exons. The record is from RefSeq and is a predicted model, not a curated record.
AUGAUUCAUGUGGAGGUAAAAAAAUAUUUGAGUUACGGUACUCCAUGUAGGUCAGAUAAAGAUUCUGAAAUAGAUGUAGAAUGGUUCACUUCAAAAUUUCUAAAUGAUGUUAAAUGCUCUGGUAUUCCCAACCACAUAAUUGUUCUGAAAGUUGGGGUUCCUAUCAUGCUGAUUCGAAACAUUGAUCAGUCUGCUGGAUUAUGUAAUGGAACUAGAUUGAUAGUGACUGCUUUGACACCCUAUAUAGCUCUUUCCGGUACAAAAACAGGUAAACCGGUUUAUAUUCCUAGACUUAGCUUAACUCCUUCUGACACUGACCUUCCAUUCAAAUUCUCAAGAAGGCAGUUCCCUAUAACUGUGUGUUUUGCUAUGACUAUAAAUAAGAGCCAAGGUCAAUCAUUAUCCCAUGUUGUAUUAUAUCUUCCUAGGCAUGUGUUCACGCACGAUCAACUAUAUGUAGCUUUAUCGAGAGUUAAAUCUAGAAAAGGGUUGAAGAUACUUUUAGUAGAUGAAAAAAAAGUAGUAUCUAAUUGCACUCGGAUUGUCGUAUUCAAUAUAUUUGAAGUGAUCAUGGGACAACAAGCAACAAGUGGAAUGCAUAAGGAAACUCUUUUUCUUUUUGUUGCUGAAUUAUAUUGCUCUAAUCGGUUCAAUUUCAUGUAUUAA